CAUCUCCUACCUUUCGCCUCUUACUCUCCAAUUUUUCUUCAGUUUUUUUUUAUUCUGCUCUGCCGUACGCCGGUGCGCCUCCCCACCCACCUCGACUUCGACGCGAUUCGAGUGCCCGCCAUGGCGGACUCGCCGGUGGAGCUGCCCGGCCGACUCGCCAUACUGCCGUUCCGCAACAAGGUGCUCCUGCCGGGCGCCAUCGUGCGGAUCCGCUGCACCAACCCCAGCAGUGUGAAGCUAGUGGAGCAAGAGCUCUGGCAGAAGGAGGAGAAGGGCCUGAUCGGGGUACUUCCUGUGCGGGACUUGGAGGCUGGAGCUGUUGGAUCGUUGCUGUCUCCUGGUGUGGGCAGUGAUUCAGGUGAGGGAAGCAGUAAGGCUGGCGUUUCUCCGGUGGAGACAUCAAAGCAGGACACAAAGAAUGGGAAGGAGCCCAUUCACUGGCACAGCAAGGGAGUUGCUGCUAGAGCUUUACACCUUUCCAGAGGGGUAGAGAAGCCAAGUGGAAGGGUCACAUACAUUGUUGUUCUUGAAGGUCUAUGUAGGUUCAGUGUUCAGGAACUAAGUACAAGAGGAUCAUACCAUGUUGCCCGUGUUUCACGCCUUGACAUGACAAAGACUGAAUUGGAGCAGGCGGAGCAAGACCCAGACCUCAUUGCUCUUUCUAGACAAUUCAAAGCUACUGCCAUGGAACUAAUUUCUGUUCUGGAACAGAAGCAGAAGACAGUUAGUAGGACAAAGGUGCUUCUUGAUACCGUUCCUGUUUAUAGGCUAGCUGAUAUCUUUGUUGCUAGCUUUGAAAUAAGCUUUGAGGAGCAGCUUUCCAUGCUGGAUUCAGUUGACUUGAAAGUUAGACUUUCAAAGGCAACUGAACUUGUGGACAGACACCUGCAGUCGAUUCUUGUUGCUGAGAAAAUAACGCAGAAGGUUGAGGGGCAGUUGUCGAAGUCGCAAAAAGAAUUUCUACUGCGCCAGCAGAUGAGGGCUAUCAAAGAGGAACUUGGUGAUAAUGAUGAUGAUGAAGACGACGUGGUUGCAUUGGAAAGGAAGAUGCAGAACGCAGGAAUGCCUGCUAAUAUUUGGAAGCAUGCUCAAAGGGAGUUGAGGCGCCUACGAAAGAUGCAACCUCAGCAACCAGGAUACAGUAGCUCUCGAGCUUACUUAGAACUUCUUGCCGACCUUCCUUGGCAAAAGGUCAGUGAAGAAAGGGAGCUCGACCUUAGAGCUGCAAAAGAGAGUCUUGACUGGGAUCAUUAUGGGCUAACAAAAGUUAAGCAGCGGAUUAUUGAGUAUCUGGCUGUUCGUAAGCUUAAACCUGAUGCCAGGGGUCCAGUGCUGUGUUUUGUGGGGCCACCUGGUGUUGGGAAGACAUCUUUGGCUUCCUCCAUUGCAAAGGCCCUGAACAGGAAGUUCAUAAGAAUCUCUCUUGGUGGUGUAAAGGAUGAAGCUGAUAUCAGGGGUCACCGAAGGACAUACAUUGGAAGCAUGCCAGGGAGACUUAUUGAUGGACUCAAGAGAGUAUCUGUCAGCAACCCAGUGAUGCUUCUCGACGAAAUUGACAAGACUGGUUCUGAUGUACGUGGGGAUCCAGCGUCAGCACUACUAGAAGUUCUUGAUCCUGAACAGAACAAAACAUUCAAUGACCACUAUUUGAAUGUUCCGUUCGACCUGUCAAAGGUCAUAUUUGUUGCAACUGCCAACAGGAUGCAACCUAUCCCACCUCCUCUCUUAGAUAGGAUGGAGGUCAUUGAGCUACCAGGUUACACACCUGAAGAGAAGCUCAAAAUAGCCAUGAAACAUCUGAUACCAAGGGUAUUGGAGCAGCAUGGCUUGAGUUCGGCGUAUCUUCAGAUUCCUGAGGCUAUGGUCAAACUGAUCAUCGAGAGAUACACGAGAGAAGCUGGAGUACGUAAUCUUGAGCGGAACCUAGCUGCAUUGGCCCGAGCAGCUGCUGUCAAGGUUGCAGAGCAAGCUAACACUCUUAGACUUGGCAAGGAAAUACAACCAAUUACUACGACUCUGCUGGAUUCGAGGCUUGCUGAUGGUGGUGAAGUUGAAAUGGAAGUUAUUCCUAUGGGCCAUGAUAUAUCAAAUACUUAUGAAAAUCCAUCUCCUAUGAUUGUUGAUGAAGCUAUGCUAGAAAAAGUGCUUGGGCCUCCUAGAUUUGAUGAUAGAGAAGCUGCAGAUCGUGUAGCAAGCCCAGGAGUUUCAGUUGGGCUUGUUUGGACUUCAUUUGGUGGGGAAGUUCAAUUUGUGGAGGCUACAGCCAUGGUGGGUAAGGGUGACUUGCACUUGACUGGACAGCUUGGUGAUGUUAUUAAGGAGUCGGCACAGCUAGCUUUGACAUGGGUGAGAGCAAGAGCUGCUGACCUGAACUUGUCACCUACUUCUGAUAUCAACCUAUUGGAGAGCCGUGAUAUUCACAUACAUUUUCCUGCUGGUGCUGUACCAAAGGAUGGCCCUUCUGCAGGAGUGACAUUGGUAACAUCACUAGUAUCACUUUUUAGUAACAGAAAAGUCAGAGCAGAUACUGCUAUGACUGGAGAGAUGACUCUAAGGGGGCUUGUGUUGCCAGUUGGUGGUGUUAAAGAUAAGGUACUUGCGGCACAUCGUUAUGGAAUCAAGAGAGUAAUUUUACCUGAAAGGAACUUGAAGGACUUGACUGAGGUUCCAUCACCCAUUCUGUCUGGCAUGGAGAUUCUGCUUGUGAAGCGCAUCGAGGAAGUACUCGACCACGCUUUCGAAGAUGGAUGCCCAUUGAGAUUGCGCUCCAAGUUAUAGCACCAACUCAGCGUUUGAUAUGGGUAUUUUCUUUGGUGAAUCAUCAUCAUCACGGUACAGGUAUCCACGGACGAGCAAUGCUGUGAGAUAAUGAUGGCUUAGCUCUCUGGCCACCGCAGGUUCUGGCACGCCCACGUCGGUUAAGAUUCACAUCUGGAUGUGUAUACUGAUCAGAAUUCAGAGCAGUUGGGAGAUGUGCAGACACUUCCACUGGGAUUCCCUGCCAUAUUUGUUUAUAGAGAUUAUGCAUAGAUGGGGUACAAAGCUGGGAGGUCCACUUGUUUGUUACUCUGUUGUUAGUUUGGGUGUAUGGAAUCUUUUCCAGGCGAAAUAUAGUUAAUACGUGGUUGUGGAACUACUGCGUCGAAGUCGAAUUAUGCUUGGCGAAUUUUACCUUCAAGUGUAUAUAUACCGAUGAACUACUUAAAAUGAAUAAACCGUCCCCCACCUUCGCCAUUUCAUGACA
Panicum virgatum (switchgrass) is the source of this 3244-nucleotide messenger RNA. Its product is annotated as lon protease homolog 2, peroxisomal. Gene Ontology annotation, molecular function: ATP-dependent peptidase activity; serine-type endopeptidase activity; ATP binding. Gene Ontology annotation, biological process: protein processing; protein catabolic process; protein targeting to peroxisome. The transcript is spliced from 17 exons. Bases 121 to 2778 code for a protein of 885 amino acids. Gene Ontology annotation, cellular component: peroxisomal matrix. NCBI's taxonomy places the organism in Eukaryota, Viridiplantae, Streptophyta, Magnoliopsida, Poales, Poaceae. The record is from RefSeq and is a predicted model, not a curated record.